AUGUCAGAAGCUAAAAGGGUACCUUUGCAGACCUUGGAGUUUCCGGAGUCCUUGGGCUACGCCACAAAAAAGGAGAAAAAAGGGGAAAAGGGCAAACAGCUCGCGCCCUCCUUCCGCUUUACACUUACCCUGCCAGAGUCGAACGAGAAGGCAUGUCCUGAGUUCAACUAUGCACAACUCCUCAAAGCAGCCGAGAAAAAACGUAGGAAAGAAUUGAAACGGGGAGAUGAAAAUGCCAGCAAUGGAUUAUCUUUCGAUGACGAUGAUGAUGAUGAUAAACUUCGAGAUAUGGCAAGACGGUUUGAAGCGAAAUAUGGAACUUCUACUAUGGGCAGGAAACGACAUAAAUAUGAUGAUUAUGUGGAUUUGGGAGCUGGAUACGAUGAAAAUGAUUCUUUUAUCGACAAUACUGAUGCAUAUGAUGAAAUUGUACCAGAAGAGAUGACCACAGCACAUGGAGGAUUUUACAUUAACUGUGGAGCUCUUGAAUUUCGGACAACAGAUCGGCAUUUAUUGGUUCAUAAUAAUAACAAUAAUAAUAAUAAUAAUCAAAGCAAUGACGACGAAAGCAGUGAAAGUAGUGAAGAAGAUACAGAGGAUGUGGAUAGUCCAAAAAGAUCAGAAAAACGAAAUCUUAGUUCAUCAGAUGAAGAUGAUACUGAAGAUAUUACUGGUGAUCAACCAAGAAAUAAAAAACAAAAGAUAGAUGAAAAUGGUGAAAAGAAACAAAGUCAUGAAAAUAUUAUUAAAAAGAAGAAAAAACAAAAUUCUCAAGAUCAACAAAAUUUUCAACAAGAUAGAGAUACUUUAAGCAGACGGAAAGAGAAAGGAGAAACUACAGAUGCUGAAGUUUCAGAAGAUCAAGAAGAUAAAAAGAAAUCUGAUAAAAUAGAUACACAAAAAAAUAAAAAUACAUCAGAUAAAAAAUUUGAUAUAAAAAAAUUUGAAAAAAAGACGUCAAGUAGUAAUGGUUAUGAUACGAAAAAAUUAGAGCUAAAAAAAUUAGGUGGUAAAGAUAGUAACAUUGAUGAUGCAAUAGAAAGUGUAGUUAAUGCUGCAAGAGUUGAAGAUGAGUCAAGUAGAGAUACAACAGAUUCCGGUAAAUCUCGGUGUAUAGGUACAGAAUCAGAAUGUGAUGAUAUCGAUAAAGAAGAAGCACCAUUACCUGAUUCUCUUCCAGAAAAUAUUGUAGAAAUAGUUAAUAAAUUAAAAGCAUGUGCUGAAAACAAUAAAGAAGGAAAAGCUAAAUUUUUUAAUGCAGCAGUAAAUGCAUUAUUGUUGAGUUUAGAGAAAAAAUUGAGAGCACUUCCUUCUUCGAGUUUAAGAUUAGAAACAUAUGGUCAUCUCGCACGAUUUUUACCAUGUAGUAAAGUAGCACUUCAAAAUAGAGCAAAGAAAUUAUUUGUGCAGGAUGUGGAUUAUAAGACUAGAGAUCUUAUAAAAAGGCUAAAAACAGUGAUUGAUGAAAUAAUGCCAUCUGUAGUAUGCAAAUAUGUAGAUGAAUGUCAAAAAGUGGCUGAAGGAAAUCCUCAUUUAUACUGGGAUAUAUACCGGUACUGUUGGGAAAUAGAAGGAUCACCUGAAGAUGUUGAGAGUUCUGAUGACGAGGGUGUUUGUGAAGAUGCAGACAAAUCGAAAAUUCCUAGGAAGCGAUUUCCUUGGACUGAAGAAGCAAAAAAACUUGUUUCUGAAAUCGCAAGUAUAAAGAGUCAAUGUUACAAUGUUUUAAGACCAAGAAAAUUAGAUAUGUAUACUUAUGUUGGAUCUUUUAUGGUUCGUCAAGUAUUACCAUUAUGGCCACGUGGUUAUAUGACCACACAUGCUUUAUUAAAGUUUGUUGGUGAAGCUGAACCUACCACAAAAAAGAAAACAAAAAAAUUGAAAGAAGUUGGUAAUGGUAAUACUACCAGUUCAGAAAAUGUGAUCUACAGUUCUGCAAGAGUUGAAGCAUCAAAUAUAAGUGCUACUUUUUCACAAGAGAAAGUCUCAGGGGGUGCAUCUAAAAUCCAAAAUGUAACAGAAAAUUCUACUAGUUACAAACAAGGAACUACAAAAAGUGAUAGUAUAGAGAAAAAGCAACAUAGUAUAAAGAAUAAAGAUAAAACUAAAGACACUGGCAAUUCGGGACAAUAUCAUGAAAAUUCAACAGUUUUAUCUAAUAAUUCUAGUGUAGGUAAAAUUUCUGUUGUACCUACAGCUCAGUUAAUGGCUCAGAAACCUAUUAAAAAUCAAAUGGAAAAAAUUAAUUUAAUGGACCUAGUUAAUAGUUCUCUUUCUAUUACACCAGUUAAUGAUUUUCAUAAGUCAUCUACGAAAAUGAAUGAAAAUAAAAAGGAUGUAGUUUCUAUUACUGCUUACUCUGAAACUUCAAAUGUUCUUCCAAAUACAAAUGAAGUGCCUCAAAGUGGACAUCAUUCCGUACACAGACAGGAAGCUUCAUAUUCAUGUACACAAUCACAACAUUCUAAUUAUUCCACAUCAAAUCAAUCAUCUUCACUUUCAAAAACAGUAUCUCUAAAACAUAGAUUAUUGAAUGAAAAUACUGAUAUAAAGAAUGAUAAAAAACUAGAAGAUAAAGAUAUUGAUUUGGUUAAUAAGACUGAAAAAAGAGAUAAAAAACGGGAGCGAUGUGUUGAAAGUAAACACAAAUCACAUGAUGUUAAGAAAAAGAAAAAAGAUCAAAAGGUAUUAGAUAAACAAUUAGGAUAUGUUAAUUCGGAUGUAGUGCCUAUACAGCAACAGCAGCAACCAUCACUUACAAAAGAAGAACAAGAACAGAGACAAAAUGAAGAAACAAUUGCUGCUACUAAUUAUUUAAGUCAAAUUUUUAACGACGACGCAUCUUCAAGGGGAAUAUCUGAUAAACGAAAAGACGCCGGACUUAUUUUAGAUGAUUUAGUAAGUAAUGCGGUACAACCAUCAGAACAAGAAAAAGAUGUUCAAAUGGUGAUGAGAUCGUUAAAAGAAUUACAAGAAUUACAAGAAAUGAAAUACUCACCGAGUAAUUCACCAAUUAAUAGUAAUAUACAAAAAUCUAACAAAUCGAAUACACAAUGUGCUACUUAUCAAGAUGAAUAUUCACGCUUAUAUUUAAAAAAAGACGUUAAACUUAAAUCUAAAGAAGAAUCACAAUGGUAAUAUUAUCAGAUAGUGUACACUAUAGACAUAAAUUAUGUUAAACAGGAUGAAAAUGCCAGUGAACAGAUAAUAAUUUCAUAGAGACCUAUAGGCGGAUUUUUCAGUAGAUUUGUAUUAUUUUUGAUGAUAAAUUAGUGUGAAAUUGAUCAGAACUUCUUCCAUUAGUCGCGAUAUUAUGGACGACCAAAAUCAUAUGCAACUAAUAUAGCGUGCCGCGAUCACAUUGUAUCGCAAAUUUUUAAAUAUUUUAACAAACCGCCAAAUUGUGUAAAUAUAUUCAUUCGUAGUAAUUUGAAAAUGCGCAUGUACAAAGUAAGCGUAAAUUAUGGAAGUAUGUUAAUCGUAUAAACACUUGUAAAUAAGUUAACGUCCAUUCAUCGCUGUGAGUGGGGUGGUCUGAAAUUUUUUUAUUAUAAGCAUAUUGCUGUUUGACGAUUUUAAUAUAAGUCUAUCAACAAUAAUUAAAAGUCUUUGAUAUGUGAUAGAUCGCAUAUUAAUGUUUUAUAAAAAAAAUUUAGUUGUGAAGUGUUUUUCUUAAUUUUGCAUACUGCCAGAAUAUAAGAAGUGGAAUAAAAAAUUUAUUUUUUCACAAUAUCAUCUAAUAUAUAAUAAAUAUCUAACCACCCUAAAUCACAGAGCGAUAAAGAAUGUCUUGAACGGUGUUCCUUUUGCGCACGAACGGCUAUUAUGAUUUUAUGACAUCAUAAUAAAGAAUAAUGGUAAUGUGUGUGUGUGUAUAUUUUUUGGUAUGUAUUCGGAAAAUCUUUGCCUUCCAAAUUGUUAAUUUAUGACUUAUAAGUAAAUUAUCUCAUUUGCUUAUUAAAUAAAAUGGCAAAUUACUAUAGAUUUCGCGCAAUUUAUAAAAAGAAAAAAAAUAGUCAAACAUGUGUUUAAUAUUUAAUUGUCUAUUUUUAAAAGCCUUAGCUAGAACAAUUAUUAAAUUGUGUUUACAAAUUAUAACUUGUAUAAUUGGUAUGUAACUUCAUUCAACUUGUUGAUUUUAAUAAUCAGAAUGUAAGAGCGAAUGUGCGUGAAAGUACUGUUUUAGAAAGAGCUACGAUAUUUUUGGAACACGAAGAUGAUUAGUGAUUGUAUUAUAUACCACACCUUUUUCCCCUCUAAUCUUACCCAUAUGAUACUUAGAAUAUAAUUAAGCGUCUUGUAUAAUUCUUCAUUCGAGAAUUUCCACAAAGACGACUUAAAAUAUAAGUUUUGAAUAUUUUUUACAUUAUCGAUAUAUUUCUUACCUUACCUAUGUCCGAUAAGUAUAUUGUAGAUGUGCCUCCAACAACAUUUAAAAGUUGUAAAUAUUAUGUGAUAUACGUACGAAUAAUUUAUUUCAAGCUUUUUUUGUAUUAUUUGUAAGUUUUAACAUAUUAAAGGAAUUCUAAAAUAAUGAGUGUUUUAAACAGAAUAAAUAGAAAACAAAAAAAGAUGAAA
Molecule: messenger RNA, 4578 nt
Organism: Apis cerana (Asiatic honeybee)
Lineage: Eukaryota; Metazoa; Arthropoda; Insecta; Hymenoptera; Apidae
Gene: yem
Product: yemanuclein
Biological process (GO): chromatin organization
Cellular component (GO): nucleus
Source: RefSeq, a predicted model, not a curated record